Molecule: messenger RNA, 2827 nt
Organism: Prunus avium (sweet cherry)
Lineage: Eukaryota; Viridiplantae; Streptophyta; Magnoliopsida; Rosales; Rosaceae
Product: transducin family protein / WD-40 repeat family protein
Biological process (GO): proteasome-mediated ubiquitin-dependent protein catabolic process; ubiquitin recycling
Cellular component (GO): cytoplasm; nucleus
Molecular function (GO): ubiquitin binding
Source: RefSeq, a predicted model, not a curated record
AAGAAGACAGAGGAAAACUACAGGUCGGACAAUUUUAGCUCUACAAGAACUUGGAGAACAAGCUAUUUUCUGAUGCUCUUGCAACCGAAAGGUUAUGUGAUUUUGCUCUUCCACUUCUAAACUUCACUUCAAGUAAAACCCCUUUCUGAUCACUACCUAAACCCCUCUCUCUCUCUCUCUCUCUCUCUCUCUCUCCCCGAUGGACAUCGAUUUCAAAGAGUAUCAAUUGCGCUGCCAACUCCGAGGCCACGAGGACGACGUUCGUGGAAUUUGUGUUUGCGGAAAUGCGGGUAUAGCCACCUCGUCACGUGAUCGAACUGUGAGGCUGUGGUCCUUGGACCCUUCCGAUGAAAGGCGGUACUCGGAGUCGAAGAUUCUGCUGGGGCACACCAGUUUUGUGGGCCCAUUGGUGUGGAUUUCACCCAAUGAGGAAUACCCAGAUGGCGGAAUUGUGUCCGGCGGCUUGGACACGAUGGUAUUGGUGUGGGACUUGAAGACUGGGGAGAAGGUGCAAACUCUCAGGGGCCAUCAGUCGCAGGUCACCUGCCUCGCUUUGGAUAAUGGAGACAUUGUCUCAUCUUCUAUGGACUGUACUUUAAGACGGUGGAGGAAAGGCCAGUCGUUAGAAUCAUGGGAGGCUCAUAAGGCACCGAUCCAAGCAGUUGUAAAGCUUCCUUCGGGCGAGCUUGUCACGGGUUCAAGUGAUACUACUUUAAAACUUUGGAGAGGAAGUACAUGCACUCACACUUUUGUUGGGCAUACAGAUACUGUUAGAGGUCUGGCAGUGAUGUCUGAAUUGGGAAUUCUUUCUGCUUCACAUGAUGGUUCCAUUAGGUUAUGGGCUCUAAGCGGUGAAGUUUUAAUGGAGAUGGUUGGUCAUACUUCAAUUGUAUAUUCAGUUGAUUCACAUGUGUCUGGAUUAAUAGUCAGUAGCAGCGAAGAUUGUUUUGCUAAGAUAUGGAAAGAUGGAGUUUGCGUGCAGAGCAUAGAGCAUCCUGGCUGUGUUUGGGAUGCAAAAUUCUUAGAAAAUGGGGAUAUUGCGACAGCAUGUUCUGAUGGAGUUGCACGUAUCUGGACAGUAAAUCAGGAUAAAAUUGCUGAUGCCCUAGAAGUGGAGUUAUAUUUCUCCCAGAUUGCUCAGCACAAAAUUAGCAGGAAGAGGGUUGGAGGGUUGAAAUUGGAAGAAUUACCUGGGCUAGAGGCCUUACAGAUUCCAGGAACCAGUGGUGGCCAGACAAAAGUUGUCAGAGAAGGGGACAAUGGUGUGGCGUAUGCAUGGAAUAUAAGAGAACAGAAGUGGGAUAAGAUUGGCGAAGUUGUUGAUGGGCCAGAUGGUGGCAUGAAGCGUCCUGUUCUUGAUGGAAAUGAAUAUGACCAUGUAUUUGAUGUCGACAUUGGAGAUGGUGAACCAAUUCGUAAGCUGCCUUACAAUCGAUCAGAUAAUCCAUAUGAUGCUGCUGACAAGUGGCUUCUGAAGGAGAAUCUUCCUCUUUCCUACCGGGAACAGGUUGUAGCUUUCAUUCUCCAAAAUACUGGACAGAAAGACUUCACACUUGAUCCAUCAUUUCGUGAUCCCUAUACUGGGUCUAGUGCUUAUGUACCUGGACAAUCUUCAAACAAGUCUGCUUCUGCAAAACCUACCUUCAAACAUGUUCCUAAGAAAGGAAUGCUUGUUUUUGACGUGGCUCAGUUUGAUGGAAUCCUCAAGAAGAUUACAGAAUUCAAUAAUAACCUACUCUCUGACCAGGAAAAGAAGAACUUGUCUUUAAAUGAAGUGGAGGUUUCCAGGCUGGUUGCUAUUGUUAAAAUAUUGAAGGACACGUCACAUUAUCAUUCUAGUAAAUUUGCUGAAGUUGACAGUGCUAUGUUGCUGAGGUUGCUAAAAUCAUGGCCAGUUGCAAUGUUAUUUCCAGUUAUUGAUACUUUGAGGAUGAUUGUCCUGCACCCUGAUGGGGCAACUGUACUUCUCCAGCAUGCUGAAGCUCGGAAUGAUUUACUAUUGGAAAUGAUCAAAAGAGUCGCAACAAAUCCUUCACUUCCUGCUAAUCUCUUAACUAGUGUUCGUGUUGUGACCAAUCUUUUCAAGAAUUCGUGCUACUACAAUUGGUUACAAAAGCAUCGCAGUGAGAUUCUAGAUGUGUAUUCAAGUUGUUCUUCAUCUCCGAAUAAGAAUUUGCAGUUAUCAUACGCAACCUUGAUUCUCAAUUAUGCUGUUUUGUUGAUCGAAAAGAAGGAUCAGGAAGGUCAAUCGCAGGUUCUUUCAGCAGCACUUCAGAUUGCAGAAGAGGAAAAUCUAGAAGUUGAUGCAAAAUUUCGAGCUUUAGUUGCCAUCGGAUCACUGAUGCUUGAGGGCCUUGUGAAAAAGAUAGCUAUCGACUUUGAUGUUGAAAACAUUGCUAAAAUAGCAAAGGCUUCGAAAGAAACCAAGAUUGCUGAAGUUGGAGUGGACAUUGAACUUUUAACAAGACAAAGCUGACUUUCUGAAUAUCUGGAGAAUGGGGAAACGUUCAUUAACAGGUCAAAGUGAUUCAAGUAGGAGUAAGCAACCGAUAUGGUUUGACCUCACCACAUCAUCCAUGCACAUGAUUCUGAAUAUAUACAUCACUAUGACAUAUAAACAUUCAAUGAUUUUGGCCAAAAAAGGGAUCCAAUGAUUUAGGAACACCCUGGUUGGUUGUGACUAUGAGAAGGCAUCAACAUCUUUCAUUUGAAACUGAGUUUAGUGGAAUAUAUGAAUGAGAAAAUGUGUUACUUGGGUGUCAAUUGUACCAUUAAAGGUGGUUGUUGAUGGAAAGCAGUUGAAAGGAAUUGAACGUUUUGAAAGGCC